Messenger RNA from Nannospalax galili (Upper Galilee mountains blind mole rat), 4427 nucleotides. RefSeq names its product EF-hand calcium binding domain 12 (gene Efcab12). Gene Ontology annotation, molecular function: calcium ion binding. Lineage: Eukaryota; Metazoa; Chordata; Mammalia; Rodentia; Spalacidae. The record is from RefSeq and is a predicted model, not a curated record. Bases 2113 to 4200 code for a protein of 695 amino acids. The transcript has 9 exons.
AAAGAACAGGAAGUUGUCCACACCUCCCUUUCCACUUCACAAUAAUCUGUCACGUUUUCACUCAAUAGACAUCACGGCAGCAUUCACAAAGUGCAGAGCCCUAUGUCGGGAAGAGGCAAAAAGAUGAAAAGGUUCUGUAGAGACCCUCGGGAAGAGAGGUGCACACAGUAAUGGAAGAAAAGUGGUAGGAAUAGUAAUGGACACCUGGAUGUGGCAUUUUAGGGUCCAGAGGGGCCUUUGCAGCCAUGGGCCACUGCCAGGGUUGAGUAGGAGAGCAAAAUUCCUAAGCAUCAGACAUGAGGUAUGGCCACAGGGCAAGGCCACUGGCAGAUCCCUCCCCAAUCUCCAUCACCUCACUGUGGUGGUGAGUGCUGUGGCAAGGGAGCUCAGGCCACAGACUAACUGGUAGCUGGGGUUCCAGGCCUGGCUCUUUCCUUUCUGACCUCCAUGCCUGUUUCUUCAUCUCUCAUGGAAUAGUGCUGCUCAACUCCCAUGGUUAUUGGAAGUUCGUACGUGUGUUUAACUCUGCUUAUAAGAAUGCUGUCAUUGUGGCCCAGAAGAAUCGAUCUGACUGCCCCAGGUUGUAGAAGGUGACAGAGAUAUACCUUGGUAAAGGUGGUGCCCAGCACAGAGUAUGUGAUCAAUUGUUGUUCUUUAUUUUGUGACAUAAAACUUUAAAAUGUGACCAUUCUAGAACUGGGGAUGUUGCUCGAUGGUAGAAUGCUUGCCUGGCACACACAAGGCCCGGGGUUCAAUGCCCAGCAGUACGAAAAAUAUGUUUACACACAGAGUUUGGUUUUUAGUACAUUCAUUGCCAUGUAACCACUAUCACAGUCUAAUUCCAGGACAUCUCCAUCACCCCAAAAGGAAACCCCACAUGCCUGUCAGCAUGUAGUCCUAAUUUUCCCCACGCAUAUCCUGGCCACCAGCAACUGGCUUCAUUAUGGAUUUGCCCAUUUUAGGCAUUUCAUUUAAAUGCAAUUAUACAGCAUGUGGCUUUUGAUCUUUCACUUACUGUUCUAGUUUCCUCCAUGUAGCAUGUCAGUACUUCAUGUGUCCUUGCAUGUGUCAUAGUUGGUAGACAUUUCAAGGGGUUAUUAUUAGGACUUUGGUUUUCAGGUUCGUUAUUCUUUGCUUUCGUUUUGUGUUCUGUGUUUUGCUUUUUUUUCUUUUCGUUGUUCUUGAGACAAGGGCUCACAACGUAGCCCUGGCUGUCCUGGAAAUCACAAUGUAGGCGAGGCUGGCCUCGAACUCACAGAGUUCUGCCUCCUGAGUGCUGGGAUUAAAGCUGUCCACUCCUACGCCCUGCUGCUUCUAAUUUUCUGAGAUAGGCUGUAGCUCUAGCUAGCCUCCAGCUUGUAGCUACCCUCCUGUUUGUCUCUCCAGGGCUGGGAUCACAGGCAUGCGCCACCAUGCCGGAUGCGGUUCUGUGACUCCAAACCAUACACCCUGUCAUAGGGGCAGUGCCUACCAAACACCUGUCCUUUAUUUGGCCUCGACUAUCUCAUACAGCCCUGCGAUAUGGGGCAUUCUUUUCCUUGAGACAAGUGAAGCCUAAAGAUGGGGAUCUGCCGAGAUCUUACAGUAUACAGGAAAAUGCGGACUUUUUAACGCCAGAUUCAGGGGCGGCAGGAAAGCAGGACGCUCCUGUUCCUCGCUUACUCCCAGCACGUGGCAGCGCUCUACCAAUCGGAGCAGGGCAUCCGUAGUCAUGGCAACAGGGGCUUCUGUGUUCCUCAAAUUGCGUGCCACUUGCAAAACUUUCUGGCGCUCGACUGCCGUGUUCUGGAGACACGGAUCCACCACGCACGCCGUACUUGUGCAUGAGUCGUGCUCGCUGUUCGCCGCAUCCAGCACGUGCUCCACAGCGCCGGGGAAGCCCCCUGCGCCCUACAGCGGGAAACGGGGCGAGGGCCAGGAUUGGCUGGAAGCCUCAUUGUGCUGUCUAGGCUCUGGUGAGGGGCUGCCAAGAGGUCCAGAAGGCCGUGUACUUUUCUAGGAUUCGCAUGCUACACACUAGCGGAAGGAGUGAAAGCCUUAUGGCUUGGAAGCCAAGCCCGGCCGCUUGUGCCCUGCACUCUCCAAGCCAGCGUACUUCCUAGUUGGGCAUCCAUGCGGCCCACACUGAAGAAGAGAGGCCGUGAAAGCGUCAGUUCUCGAGCUCCUGACUGCUGUCCGACUACAGUCAAGGGCGGGACAAAGCACUGCCGCUUAAGAGGUAGACAGAGACAGACAAGAGAUGUGGGACCGACGGGCUUGAAGACGCCUGUCCUCACUUCUCUCCUCCCAACUGAUGUGGUAUGGCAGAAGCCGCCGGCCAGUGUCCCUGACCACCAUUCCCAGGCACAUGCUCAGAGUCCGUCAGAAACCCAGGCCAAAUACAAACACAAGCUAAGGAGAGGAGCCAGGUUACGAGAGCCCCAGAGAGCUGAGGAGCACAGGAGCAGUCAGGUGACAUUCAACUUGUCAGGCACACACCUUGGGGACUUCCAGUCUAGUACUUCCACAGACAAUGAAAUUGAUGAACCCUCCAGGAAGGUCCCUGUUGUCUUCAAUCCUGAGCUGGUCACUGCCCACUGCUUCAGGAGGUUGAAGCAGAAAGACUUCCAUCUGCCACAGAGCCGCCGGAGGAUCAUCAUUGUUCCUGGCACAAAGGACCAGGCGCCAGUCAACCCCAUGUUCCUGCCCCAAGCUCCCCCGCUACCCAUCCCUACCUUCAAAACCCUGCAGAUUGAAGACAUCCAACAGCCUCCAGUGGACAGGAAAGCCUGGCUGAGCCAGAGGGCAAAGCUCCGGAGAGAGCUGGAGUCCUUUGGUGACAUCAGGAGGUGGCUAGAGAACAAGCCCAGCAUUACACCAUCAGAGGCCAAGGUUCUAUACAUGAUUCAGCAGGAGCAUAAAAUCCCCAAAGACAGUUUGACUAUGACAGUGGCCUACAAGGUGAGUGACCUCGAUGGCCAGAAGAGGCUGGAGGCUUCCAGAUCAUCCCGACCCUUACACCAGUCUGUGCCACAGCUCCGGCUGCCCAAGCCCUCUGCCCUGUCAGACAUGUACUCCUACCUGCGCAGUCACAAGAUCAAGAUCCUGGAGGUAUUUAACAAGGUGGAGCGGGGUGAGAACCAGCGAAUCUCCAGGGAAGAGUUCAUCAUGACUCUGAAGGCAAUUGGAGUCCCUCUGAAGAACCAGGAGCUGGAGGACAUAGUGAUCUACCUUGGUUCUCUUGGGAGGCAGAAUGCCAUCACCAUCAAUGCCCUGGCCAGCACCUACAAGCAGUGGUCACUGUCCCAACAGAGAAGCACCGUACCUACUGCCAGGGAGUAUUAUAGGUUGAGUAAGCAGAGAGAUUCCCUGAAGAGUCGACCCAAUAAACAGCAGGUGGAAUCAGCCCCACAGCUUCGCAAGAUGGACCUGCUGAAGGUGCCUGAGGAUGACAUGAUGGAGGCAAGGCCCAUGACACUAGAGGACAUGGAGGAUGUGGGCAAGCGGUACCGCGAGAGGCAACGGCAGCACAAACUCUCCCUCACCUCCAUCCAGUACAUGGAGAGCUGCAGGCUGGUACGCUGUGGGAACAAGUACUUUGAUGAUCACUGUCUGCCGUCCACCAUGCAUGGGGAGAUGGAGGAGCUGGUCAACCUGACCCACAGGGAUAACUUCCUGGUUUACCUCCAGUGCUGGGAACUCUGCGAGGCCUAUGGACUCAUGCUGACAGAGGACGUCCUAAUGAGAGCACUGCUAUACCCAGGAGACAAGAUUAUUUCUCUCAAAGGAGAAGUCCGCCCGAUCCGGCAGCCUGGAGGCUAUUACAGCAAUGAAAAGAUUGUCCACAGUCUGCCAGGGUUUGGGACCCAGAACCUCCAUAAGCUUGGAGCCAAGAAGACAGACAAGAAAAUAUCAAAGAAACUCAAGAAAAUGGACUUUAAGGAGUUCAAGGAAUUUGCUGGGAAGCUGAAGGUGAAGAAGCCCACUAGUCCCCAGCACACCCACCCCAAUUACUUCUGGCCAGGUCACCUUCUGGACAAGCUCCGGCUUUAUCUGCCUACUGUGGCCAGCGACCGGAGCCUGGCACUCUUCAGUUGUGUCCAACACAAGCACCAUGCCUACCCAGCCACCUAUCACUCUGAUAACUGGUGGCCCAUGAAGGAUGGGACUUAUAUGACCCCUGCCUAUUAUGAUGCCACCAAGGUGUAUUCUAUAAACUAGAGUGGCCCAGGGGUUGCUAGUCCAGUCAGCCUGGACCAGGAGACAGUGUAGCCAAGGCCCAGAGCUGCAGGCAUAGAGGUACCAAAAUACAAAAGAAACUUCACAAGGAUAACCUAGGGCCACUUCUCCUGAAACUGUUGUUCAGUGCCUUGGUUGUGAAUGUAAAAGAACACACAUGCUGUGUUUGUUGCCCUCUCAUGACCUCUGCCCUUUCAAAAUAAACAAGG